This is a messenger RNA of Durotheca rogersii, 1949 nucleotides long. RefSeq names its product 2-methylcitrate dehydratase. The transcript is spliced from 3 exons. NCBI's taxonomy places the organism in Eukaryota, Fungi, Ascomycota, Sordariomycetes, Xylariales, Xylariaceae. Bases 82 to 1764 code for a protein of 560 amino acids. Gene Ontology annotation, cellular component: mitochondrion. The record is from RefSeq and is a predicted model, not a curated record. Gene Ontology annotation, molecular function: 2-methylcitrate dehydratase activity; 2 iron, 2 sulfur cluster binding.
CUUCCUCCUGGUUCGCUCGGCUUCUUCUUUCUCGAAGGCGCGCGCCAUUCGGAAGAGAUUGCCAUUGCCAGACAGCACAAGAUGUCGUCUAUCACUCGCGGUACCCGAAUAGCCUCCCAAUCGCUCCGCUUACUACCGAGGAAUACCCUGGGCCUGCCCUUGGGGCGAGCAGCAGCAGCAGCAGCGGCGAAAUUCGGAGCUGCUACGAGACCGACACAUCCCUCCAACCUUGCACGCUCCUCUUUCUCCGCCUUCUCCACCACCGCUGCCUCACAGUCUGCUGCCGCAAUGCCUCAAGAAGCGAGAGAGUACGACCCCGAGAUCAAGGAUAUCGCCAGCUAUGUCACCAAGCCAAUUAAAUCUGACUUGGCUUUUGACACUGCACGAUGGGUCUUCCUAGAUACUCUGGGCUGUGGGCUUGAGGGUCUGCGAUUUAAAGAGUGCACCAAGCUGCUCGGCCCCGUCGUUCCCGGCACCGUCGUCCCCAACGGCACCAGGGUGCCUGGCACCGACUUCGUCCUCGACCCGGUCAAUGGCGCCUUCAACAUCGGCGCCGCGAUCCGGUGGCUCGAUUACAACGACUGCUGGCUAGCCGCCGAGUGGGGUCAUCCGUCUGACAACCUCGGUGCUAUCCUGGCUGUGGCCGACUGGGUUAACCGCACUAACAAGGCCGGCGGUAAGCUCGCGGGAGGCAAGAUCUUCACCAUCAGGGAUGUUCUCGAGGGCAUGAUCAAGGCACACGAAAUUCAGGGCUGCCUAGCAUUGUUGAACUCGUAUAAUAAGGUCGGCCUCGACCAUGUCGUGCUCGUCAAGGUUGCCAGCGCGGCGGUCGUCUCUCACCUGCUCGGGUUGAGCGAGAAGCAGAUCUCCGAUGCCGUCACUCAGGCUUGGGUUGACGGCCAGAGCCUGCGCACCUACCGCCACUCGCCAAACACCAUGUCUCGGAAGUCGUGGGCCGCUGGCGACGCUUGCCAGAGAGCCGUAAACCUAGCGUUGAAGGUGUUGAAAGGCGAGCCCGGUGUCCCUACCGUCCUGUCGGCGCCGGUUUGGGGAUUUUACGACGUCCUGUUCAAGGGCAAGAAAUUUGAGUUCCAGCGUCCUUACGGGAGCUACGUGAUGGAGAACGUCCUGUUCAAGGUCUCGUAUCCAGCCGAAUUCCACUCGCAGACCGCCGUGGAGGCUUCCCAAAAGAUCUACCACAAACUUAAGGAAUUAGGCAAGUCGGCGGCCGAUAUCAAGAACAUCACGUGCAGGACGCACGAGGCGUGCAUUCGCAUCAUCGACAAGCAGUUCAAGCCGAUGGACAACUUCGCCGACCGCGACCACUGCAUCCAGUACAUGUGCUCGGUCAUGCUCGUGUUUGGCCGGUUAGAGGCGACGGAUUACACCGACGGUGGCGAGGCGGCGACGUCCCCCUUGGUCGAGUCGCUCCGCAAGCGGAUCAAGUGUGUCGAGGACCCCCAAUUCACCAAGGACUACCACGACCCAGAGCUGCGGACCAUCUCGAACGCUCUGACGGUAGAGCUCAACGACGGUACCGUCCUGGACGAGGUGGUCGUCGAAGCUCCGCUAGGCCAUCGUCUAAGAAGGGAGGAAGCGAAGCCGCACAUCCUGGCCAAGUACAAGCGGCAUCUGGAACCGCACUUCUCUGACUCUCAGGUUAAGGAGCUAGUGCAGCUAGGAAUGGACGGCAAGAAGCUAGAGGCGACGCCCGUCGACGAGUACGUCGACAAAUACGUGGUGAAGAACAGCCCUUUCGUGUAGACUUGGGGGGGACGAGUCGAUCGCGAGUUGACCAUGGGACGAGCGUUAGGAACCAAUGUUGUAAUUAACAUACCUCGUACCGUCAUCGCACCGGUACCGCAUACUUACCUACUGCUCACUCACCCAAUCUAUCUUUGGUUGCUGUCCAGCUUAGGGAGGACGGCAUUGAGGAGAGACGGUAUCCA